Molecule: messenger RNA, 3452 nt
Organism: Hibiscus syriacus
Lineage: Eukaryota; Viridiplantae; Streptophyta; Magnoliopsida; Malvales; Malvaceae
Product: autophagy-related protein 18h-like
Exons: 9
Coding region: 212-3199 (995 amino acids)
Biological process (GO): autophagy; response to starvation
Cellular component (GO): cytoplasm
Molecular function (GO): protein binding
Source: RefSeq, a predicted model, not a curated record
CUUUCCAUUUUCUCUAUAAUCUUACUCUCUGUUAAAAAGGUCAAAGCCAACCACCGCAAAAUAAAGGGGAAAAAUCAUUUCCGGCGACCGUCAAGCCGUGAAACGCCUCCGUUCUGAUAUUAUCCUCUUAUGCUAUUGUAGAUCAUUUUUACUUUCCCGGUAACGCCCCGGUGGCCGGAAAAAUAAAUUACUUUUGGAUUAUUUCUUGAUUAUGAAGAGCAAAGGCAACAUCGGAAACAACAAAGGCUCCAAUAUUGUUAAUAAUAAAAAUAAAAAUCCCAAAAAUAAUCGUUUUUUGCCUAUUUCUUUGAAAUUCAUAUCUUCCUGCAUCAAAACAGCCUCAUCCGGUGUCCGGUCAGCUAGUGCAUCCGUUGCCGCUUCUAUAUCUGGGGACAGUUACGAACACCAACAAGACCAGGUGCUCUGGACUUCCUUUGACAGACUAGAGCUUGGUCCAUCAUCUUUUAAAAGAGUUCUCUUACUUGGAUACUCCAAUGGUUUUCAAGUUCUUGAUGUCGAAGAUGCCACUAAUGUCAAUGAACUUGUUUCAAGGCGUGAUGAUCCAGUUACAUUUUUACAAAUGCAGCCACUUCCUGAAAAUUCUGAGGGUCAUGAAGGAUUUAGGGCAUCACACCCUUUACUUCUGGUUGUUGCCUGUGACGAGUCAAAAGGUUCAGGUUCGAUGCUUACCGGAAGAGAUGGUUUUGCUGAGCCUCAAACUGGAAAUGCUCUUAUCUUCCCUACUGCUGUUCGAUUUUAUUCGUUAAGGUCUCAUAAUUAUGUCCAUGUACUAAGAUUUCGGUCCACUGUAUAUAUGGUUAGAUGCAGUCCUCGGAUAAUUGCUGUGGGGCUUGCAACACAAAUAUACUGCUUCGAUGCGCUCACUCUUGAAAACAAAUUUAGUGUCCUCACCUAUCCUGUCCCUCAAGCAGGCGGCCAAGGAAUGGGUGGGAUUAGUAUUGGAUAUGGACCAAUGGCAGUCGGUCCCAGAUGGUUAGCUUAUGCUUCAAACAAUCCUUUGCAGUCCAAUACAGGUCGUCUGAGUCCACAGAAUCUUACACCAUCUCCUGGUGUUAGUCCAUCGACUUCACCUAGCAGUGGGAAUCUUGUGGCUCGAUAUGCCAUGGAAUCUAGUAAGCAAUUAGCUGCUGGGUUAAUCAAUCUGGGUGAUAUGGGCUACAGAACUUUGUCGAAAUACUAUCAAGAUCUUGUUCCUGAUGGUUCUGGUUCUCCUGUAUCUUCAAAUUCAGGCUGGAAAGUUGGUCGAGCUGCUUCACAUCCUGCGGAGACUAAUAUUGCUGGGACGGUUGUCAUUAAAGAUUUUGUUUCCAGAGCUGUUAUAUCGCAGUUCAGAGCUCACACUAGUCCAAUUUCUGCUCUGUGUUUUGAUCCUAGUGGAACUCUUUUAGUUACAGCUUCGAUUCAUGGGAACAAUAUAAAUAUUUUUCGAAUUAUGCCAUCCUCGACAAAGAAUGGAUCUGGCACUCAAAACUACGAUUGGAGCUCGUCACAUGUGCAUCUUUACAAGCUCCAUCGUGGCAUGACUUCAGCUGUAAUACAAGAUAUUUGUUUUAGUCCUUACAGUCAGUGGAUUGCCGUUGUUUCAUCUCGUGGCACUUGUCAUAUUUUUGUUCUUUCUCCAUUUGGUGGUGAGAAUGUUCUUCAAAUUCAGAAUUCUCAUGUAGACGGGCCUGUCUUAUCACCAGUUUUAUCUCUCCCUUGGUGGUCUACUCCAUCUUUCGUGAUAAACUCUCAAACAUUUUCUUUGCCACCACCAACUGUUACUCUCUCUGUUGUUAGUAGAAUAAAAAACAGUAACUCAUGGCUUAAUACGGUUACCAAUGCUGCAUCUUCUGCAGCUGGGAAGGGCUCCUUCCCCUCUGGUGCUUUUUCUGCUGUUUUUCAUAAUUCUUUACCAAAUGAUGUGCAACGAGCUCAAGUGAAAACUAAUAUUUUGGAGCACCUAUUAGUUUACACUCCUUCCGGUCAUGUUGUUCAAUAUAAACUAUUACCCUCAUUUGGGGUAGAGGCAGGUGAAAAUGCUUCAAGAAUCGGACCGGACUUCGCUCCUCAGGUACAAGAUGAGGAGUUACGGGUGAAGGUUGAAACUAUGCAAUUGCAAGCAUGGGAUGUAUGCCGAAGAACAGAUUGGCCAGAAAUAGAGGAGUGUCUUUCUGGAAUGACUCAUGGAAGAAAAGACACAUUAGAGAUGACUAUGGAUGUUUCUGAUUCUGAAGAUAAUGAUGCUGGGCACAAGGACUUGUCAGAGCCCCAAGGCCAGUCUCACUUGUAUCUUUCAAAUGCAGUAGUGCAGAUUAGUUCUGGAAGGAUUCCUAUCUGGCAGAACUCUAAGGUAUCAUUCCAUACAAUGAGUCCUGCAGGGUUUGAAGAGCAUAAAUUCACCAUAGAUCAGUCUGGUGGGGAAAUUGAAAUAGAACAGAUGCCUACAUAUGAGGUUGAAAUUAGACAGAAGUAUUUAUUGCCUGUUUUUGAGCAUUUUCACAGGCUUCGACCUGAAUGGAACAACAGGGGAUUCGGUGGAGAAAAAUAUCCAAUGUCUUCUGAAGAUGCGAAAGCAAGAUUCUCUCAAGUCACUGUUAUUUCUCACUCCAAGUUGAUGUCACCUUGCUCGGUUGAAAACUCAGAUAGUGGAUCAACGAGGAAUUCUUAUACUUCCAGCAUUCAAUCUGGAAAGGAUGGUGGUGGGGUAAAAGGACAAAAUUCUGUUUUCUCAUCAGCUGUGCUUAAUCAGAGCACUCUUAGCAAAGAUGCUGGUUCAAUUUCUUUUAAUCAAUCUAAUGGAGGUGUUUGUCACAUUGAAGAUAGUAACUCAACUAAUAGUAUGUCAUCCUUAACAAGUGGCUCUCUAUCUGGUAGUAGAAUCGUUGCAAAAGAGGUUCAGGUUCCAAAUAGUGACGGGAUAAAUGAUGUUUCAAACACGAGUUCUAACCGUUCUGAUUUGAGUAUGAACAUGUUAGAUGAGGGGCCAGUAAAUGAGUCGCCAGAUUUUGAGCAAUUUUUUCAAGAAGAGUAUUGUACAGCAUUACCCUCAGGUGCAUGUCCUGAACCGAAGAAAGUUGUUACUGAUGUUGACAACAGCAGCAGUCCUUGUGAUAAAGAAAAAUCUGAGGAAGAAGUUGACAACGAUGAUAUGCUUGGGGGAGUUUUUGCCUUCUCUGAGGAAGGUUCUUUCGGCUAAAACGGCUGCCUUGUCAGGGGGGUUCACAUUCUAAUAAGAAGUGUGGUUUGAUGAUUCUAAAAUGCUACUGACUGAUUUAUUCAGGUAAUUUAUAAUAUCGUAACUACUGGCUUAUUGUGAUGCCAAGGGCAAAUUAUCUGGUUUCUUCCUUCAUAAUGUACAUUUUGUAAAUUAUAUUUGAUAAAAAUACAAAUGAUUUGUGAGGACAUGUACUUUCUGUGUUGUGUAACAUUAUUUAUUCUUCAAAGAAAAA